UGCAGUUUGCUAAGUCACCUGGACCAGCGAAGAUGCCCCACCAAGAGCAAGUGAUGGUUCACGGGAACCUCUGCACCCCUGGUCCUCCAAACAACGCCGGGUACAACAACAACCCGGUGCCCGUCAUCAUUCAGACAGAAUCACGCGAUAAAUGGAGCAAAAAAAUGGAUUUUCUUUUAUCAGUCAUUGGUUUUGCUGUAGAUCUCGGAAAUGUUUGGAGAUUUCCUUAUAUCUGUUAUCAGAACGGCGGCGGUGCAUUUCUUAUUCCUUAUGUCCUAAUGGCUGUAUUUGGUGGGGUGCCACUUUUCUAUAUGGAGUUAGCUCUGGGACAGUUCCACAGAACAGGUGCCAUAUCCAUAUGGAAACAUAUUUGCCCUAUUUUCAAAGGUAUUGGUUUCGCCAUCUGCAUCAUUGCACUGUAUGUGUCCUUCUACUAUAACACCAUCAUCGCCUGGGCUCUGUUCUACUUCUACUCCUCCUUCAGCAGCACUCUGCCCUGGACCAGCUGUGAUAAUGCCUGGAACACAGAAAACUGCACUAACUACUUUGGAAAAGACAACGUGACCUGGACUAACUACUCACGCUCACCUGCCGAGGAGUUUUACACGAGGAAUGUCCUGGCAGUCCAUGAAUCAUCUGGGCUUGGGGAUGUGGGAUACAUUCGCUGGCAGCUCAUGCUUUGCCUCUUCCUCAUCUUCACCAUAGUCUACUUCAGCCUGUGGAAAGGAGUCAAGACUUCAGGAAAGGUAGUAUGGGUGACUGCCACCCUGCCGUACGUGGUGCUGUUGAUUCUUAUGAUCCGUGGUGCAACUUUGCCAGGAGCGUGGAAAGGAGUGGUGUUCUACCUCAAUCCCAAAUGGGAGAAACUGAAGGAGACCAGUGUGUGGGUAGAUGCAGCUGCGCAGAUCUUCUUCUCUCUUGGUCCUGGUUUUGGUGUCCUGCUUGCCCUGUCCAGCUACAAUCCCUUCAACAAUAACUGCUACAGAGAUGCUAUUGUAACCAGUCUGGUGAACUGCCUGACAAGUUUUGUGUCAGGAUUUGUUAUUUUCACCGUCCUGGGAUAUAUGGCUGAACAGAGAAAUGUAAACGUUGAAGAUGUAGCCAGGGACAAAGGACCCAGUCUGCUCUUCAUCACAUAUCCAGAAGCCAUAGCAAACAUGGUUGGGUCGACUUUCUUUGCCAUCAUCUUCUUUGUGAUGAUGAUUACUCUUGGACUGGACAGCACUUUUGGUGGGCUAGAGGCCAUCAUCACAGCUGUAAUGGAUGAGUACCCAGAUACCCUGUCCCAUCGGAGAGAGCUGUUUGUUCUUGGACUGGUGGUUGUUUGCUUUCUGGGCUCUCUCAGCACCCUUACUAAUGGUGGUGCAUAUGUGGUAAAAUUACUAGAAGAAUUUGGAGUUGGUUCUCCAAUUAUAGCUAUAGUCUUUCUGGAGGCCACAGCAGUAUCCUGGUUUUAUGGUAUUAACAGAUUCAGCAAUGAUAUCAAAUCAAUGUUGGGCUACACUCCAGGACUCUUCUGGAAAGUGUGUUGGGUUGCUAUCAGCCCAGCUUUUCUUGCUUAUAUUAUUAUCAGCUCACUGUUGAACCCUCAGCCCCUCACACUAUUUGACUACGAGUUCCCCGACUGGAGCAUCACGGUCGGUUACAUCAUCGGAGCUUCCUCUUUCAUGUGGAUCCCCAUCUACAUGGUGUACAAGCUUGUGUGGACGCCAGGCUCUCUUAAACAGCGUCUUGCUGUAUGUCUGCGACCAGAGAGAACACUGCCAGACAUUCACACUGACAGUAUGGGGCUAAGCCCUGUACCAUAGACCCCUGAGAGAAAAACAACUAAACACAACUCACAUACAAAAGCCACAUAUACUGGGUUACAUGGGUUACAACUUUUGCAUAGUUUUAGGGAUUUGUCCAAUCAAAAUUUAAAGAAUAAUAUAAAUGAAAUAAAUAAAUAAUGAUAUACAAGGAAUACAUAAAAUGAUCAAAUUUGAAAGUGAUUUGCAAUUAGAUUUUAUCUGUAAAAUGAAAACUGACAUUCAAUGUAAAUUAUAAUAGUUAAUUUAACGAUCUGUGCAUUUUACAAAUAGUUGAUGUUCUAUUUUAAUUUAAGAUCUACGUAUAAUAUAAAGAGUUCAGUAGUAUUUUUUACAUUGUCAGUCAGAUGUACCCUCCAAGUCGCAGAACGUUUUUUGAGAUACAUGCAAAAUGAGAUUACCUCAUUGUGAAUAAUCCAGCCAAUUAGAAAAAGAGAACUUUUUUUCCAGAAAUAACUGUUGUCAAGAUUGAAUCAUUAUGGUGUUUUUCUGCCUUAACUCUGUCUAGAUGUUGUAGCUACUUUGUCAAAACUUUGUAAAAUUUGUACUGAUGUUGUGCCUCACCAAGAAAAGGACAAAAAGAGAAAAAUAAGGGUUUCUUCUGAACUAACAUUACAUGACUGUUUGAAAUUUUCUUUCUCUAAGAAAACUUGAGCCCAAAUCCUAGCUAUGUGUAACGUGUUAAUUUUCUUCCCACAUUUUUUUUCCCAUAUAAAGAACUGAGGAUGUUACUGAACUCUUGAUGUGACCAAAUAUUAAAUUGCUAUGAAUGUCUUAUUAUGGAUAGUUCAAAAUGUGGUUCAUAUACUAUGUCUGCACUGUAGGUUGUGGCAGAGAGUUUUGCUUGUGUGUAUGUCUGGAAAAUUAAUAAAGCUGUACUGAACAUUC
This is a messenger RNA of Carassius carassius (crucian carp), 2696 nucleotides long. It is a transcript of the gene slc6a4b, whose product is annotated as solute carrier family 6 member 4b. The record is from RefSeq and is a predicted model, not a curated record. The transcript has 13 exons. Bases 33 to 1808 code for a protein of 591 amino acids. Lineage: Eukaryota; Metazoa; Chordata; Actinopteri; Cypriniformes; Cyprinidae. Gene Ontology annotation, molecular function: serotonin binding; serotonin:sodium:chloride symporter activity. Gene Ontology annotation, cellular component: membrane; neuron projection. Gene Ontology annotation, biological process: sodium ion transmembrane transport; serotonin uptake.